GACAUCUGCCACACAUAGUUGACUCCCUCUUCGUGACUCACCGGUAACAUCAGCCCACCAGACGCCUCAUAAGCCUUGGUGGUGCUCCUUGAAACCAUCUCUUGCUCAAUUCAUUCUGCCCAUCAAUCAUUCACCCUCCCAAUUAAGCAAAAUGGCGGACGCGGCUGCACCAGCACCAGCGGCAAAGCCCCAAAAGGCGAAGAAGGAGAAGAAGGCCGCUCCCAAGGCCGAGGAUGCAGGCCCUCUCGAGAUGCAGCCUCCUCCCUCUUUCCUGCAGGACCGUCUCGACCUGUUCGACCGCCUGAAAGCCCGACAGGACGAGGAGAUCGCCAAGAAGCCUCGCGAGCCCAUCCAAAUCACCAUGCCCGAUGGCGCUGUCAAGGAGGGCACCUCGUGGGAGACGACACCUGGCGAGAUUGCGCUUGCUAUCUCCAAGUCUCUGUACAAGAAGACAGUUGUGGCACGGCUGGACGGCGACGACGAGAAGCUGUGGGACCUGGACAGGCCUCUUGAGGCGAGCUGCAAGCUAGAGCUUCUCGACUUCAACGACCCCAAGGGCAAGAUGGUAUUCUGGCACAGUUCCGCUCACGUCCUGGGAGAGGCUUGCGAGCGCCGCUUCGGCUGUUCUUUGUGCAUUGGACCUCCUAUCGACUCCGGAUUUUACUACGAGAUGGCUCUUCCCGACGGUGCAGCUGUCCAGGAGACGGAUUGGAAGCCCCUCGAGACGAUUGUUUCCAAGGUGGCCAAAGAGAAGCAGAAGUUUGAGCGUCUGGUCAUGACCAAGGAGGAACUACUCGACAUGUUUAAAUACAAUAAAUACAAGCAACACAUCAUCAAGGACAAAAUUCCCGACGGCACCUCCACCACCGUGUACCGUAAUGGCCCGUUGAUCGAUCUCUGCCGAGGACCUCACGUGCCCGACACCGGACGGAUAGAAGCAUUCUCAAUCCUUAAGAACUCUGCCAGUUACUUCUUGGGCAACCAAGAAAACGACUCUCUCCAGCGUGUUUACGGUGUCAGUUUCCCCGAUAAGAAGCUGAUGGCAGAGCACAAGAAGAUGCUCGAGGAGGCUGCGAAGCGAGACCAUCGCAAGAUCGGAAAGGACCAAGAACUUUUCUUCUUCGAUCCUGUCAGUCCUGGAUCAGCCUUCUGGCUGCCUCACGGUGCCCGUAUCUACAGCAGCAUUCAAGCGUACCUGAAGAAGGAGUACCGCAAGAGAGGUUAUGAGGAAGUCAUCACCCCCAAUCUGUUCAAUGCGGAUCUGUGGAAGCAGUCAGGGCAUUGGCAACAUUACAAGGAUGACAUGUUCAUCCAGAAGAUCGACGACGUCGACUUUGGUCUCAAACCGAUGAACUGCCCCUCUCACUUUGUCAUGUUCGGCCACCGAGAACGUUCCCACCGAGAACUGCCUCUGCGUUUGGCAGAUUUUGGUGUGCUGCAUCGAAACGAGGCCUCCGGUGCACUGUCAGGACUGACACGUGUGCGGAGAUUCCAGCAGGACGAUGCACACAUUUUCUGCCGUCAAGACCAGAUCAAGCAGGAGAUGGAUAACAUCUUCGAAUUCCUGCAGGAGUUCUACAGGAUCCUGGGCCUCAAGUUCAAGCUGCAUCUGUCCACGAGGCCUGAAGGAUUCAUGGGCGAGAUAGAGACCUGGGACAAGGCAGAGGCAUCCCUGAAGGAAUCCUUGGAUGAGUUCACAAAGAAGAAUGACAUGAAGUGGGAGCUGAACCCCGGUGAUGGUGCCUUCUACGGACCCAAGAUCGAUAUCAAGGUCGUGGACAGCCUGAACCGUGAGUGGCAAUGUGCUACCGCUCAGCUGGAUUUUGUACAGCCCGAGAACUUCUCCCUCGAGUACAUGACCCCCGAGGGUGCUCAGGCCAAGGCCCUGGAGAAGCAGGAGAAGGACGCCGCCGCGGCCAAGGCUGACCCGACGCCCGUCGCGGCCGAACCUUCCACGGCCAAGGAGGCCCCGCGUGCUACCAAGAAGCCGCUGACCACAGGCUGCGCCAGGCCCGUCGUCAUCCACCGUGCCAUGGCCGGCUCCAUCGAGCGAUUCACGGGCAUCCUGUGCGAGCAUUUCGGCGGCAAGUGGCCCUUCUGGCUCAGCCCCAGACAGAUCAUGGUGAUCCCCGUCGGAAAGGGCUUCUAUGACUACGCGGAGGAGGUGAAGAGGAUCUUCUGGGCCGAGGACAUGUGGAUUGAUGUCGACUUUUCAGGCGAGACGCUGCCUAAGAAGAUCAGGAGGGCACAGUUGGCGCAGUACAACUUCGUGUUUGUUGUCGGUGACGAGGAGAUGAAGAACCGCCAGGUCAACAUCCGCUACAGAGAUGACACAGACACCCAGUCAAGAGGCUCCCCCGUCGCGCUGGACGAGGCCAUCGAGAAGCUCGUCAAGCUCAAGAAUGACCACGGCAUCUACAACCCUUUCCCGGCGAGUAAGGCCGAGGCUAAGGAGCUGCCUGUGCAGCAGAAGAAGAAGGAGUAGGUAGCAGUAGAGGGUGAGCAGGUCUGCGCUGCGUGAUGACGCUUUGUGACGGCUGGCUGGGUUGUGCAAGAAGCGAGGUGAGAAAGAUCAUAUAGACAGGUAGAACAAUUCCUGAUUAUGGUAUCAUCGAAG
This is a messenger RNA of Cryphonectria parasitica EP155, 2617 nucleotides long. Its product is annotated as threonyl-tRNA synthetase. The coding region runs from base 152 to 2485 and encodes 777 amino acids. The transcript is spliced from 4 exons. Lineage: Eukaryota; Fungi; Ascomycota; Sordariomycetes; Diaporthales; Cryphonectriaceae. Gene Ontology annotation, molecular function: ATP binding; threonine-tRNA ligase activity. Gene Ontology annotation, cellular component: cytoplasm. The record is from RefSeq and is a predicted model, not a curated record. Gene Ontology annotation, biological process: threonyl-tRNA aminoacylation.